AGACAUAUGGACAAGCCAGGAGACUGGAUGAUUAUUCGCGCAGCCCUCGAUAUGAGGUUGACGGGGGUAGAGGCGACUCUCGAGGCAGGUGGGAGUCGGAUUAGGGCCGACGAGAUGGAUACAGGGACGAUGGAUAUGAGAGGCCGGACCGAGAUGGAUACAGGAGCAGCAGAUAUGAGAGAGGAAAUUGAGAAGGAGACCGACGAGAUGAUUCGCGUGGCAUGUAUGACCGCGGGGGAUACCCGAGAGAACAGCACGACGACUCGCGGGGGUGGUACAACCGAGGAGAUCGACGCGAUGAGUCACGCGGGCGAUACGACUCUGGGGACCGCCGAAACGAUUCACGAGGACAAUAUGGGCAAGGAGUACCUAGAGGAGACCGCCGCAAUGAUUCACGUGACCGAAAUGAGAGAGGCGGAUAUGGCGCGUCAUCUCAUCCGUAUCCGAAAUGAGCUGGGAGACGUAUCAAUGUUCCCUUCGAUGAAGGAGAAUGUAGAGGCAAGGAGAGUAAAGCCGAGUGAAGCAAAGGAGCCGGUUAGGAGCCAGAGCAUCAAGAUAACCUUCGAAGGAGAUAUGGCAACCACACCCAUAAGGGUGGCAGCUACCAAGUCGGCGAGAGGGUCUACAUCAAAGAAGACUGACACGGAUUACGUGAUGGCGGAGAAGGACGGACAGCGGAUCGAUGGAGAGGAGGUUAUUCUUUCGCCACGAAAGCGGGGAGUGAAGAAGUUCUUGAUGAAGAGUUCGCUGGAUGAGAUUGACACGGUCGAGCCAUUGAGACGGGCCCUUCGGCAGCCCAUGCAGUGCUAUAUUUUUGAGUAUCUGGCAGCAUCCAAGCCAGCUCGCGACGAGAUGACUCCUAAGGCGAAUGCUCUUACUGUAGCAGUGUCGGAGGUGACUGCUAGAGCGGAUCGCAUGGCGACAGUUCUUCUUGAUGGGAUGAAAGGUGUGCCUCCAGACAAGUUUUACACACUUGGUAGUGGGGCCAUGGAGGCGAUCCUAAACGACGGAGCGGUACUGGAUGCUGUGAUCGAUAACAGCAGCGAGGCUGUCAUUAUAGAAGAGGAUCUGGCAGAGCAAGUUGGACCCGGACUCGAUAGGUCAUACUUAUUCGAGAUAGAGACGGCUGAUGGGAGAAAACAACAGAUCACCGGGGUUUGUCACAAGGCAGCUAUAGAGGUCCAAGGGGUACGAGUGACCCUGCCAGUCUUUGCAGUCAAGAACUGCAGCUCUGACCUGCUCUUGGGACGGACGUGGUUGAGCCACGUGCAUGCGGUGACGAUAGAGCGACCGGGCGGGAGCCAGGCAUUGUCCAUUAAGAAGCUAGAUGGGACGCGGGUUAUGAUUGAGACGGUGGAGCCUCGAGACCCUGCGAGACCCAGUAAUCGGAUUAAGUCAUUACCUAUCUCCGGCCGCGCGGUUCGAUUUCGCGAGAAGAAGUAUGGACCUCUACUCACAGAAGAAGAAGGCGGGAUUGUAGAAGUGGAAGAUUUAGGGAGUCGACUGAUAGUGGACGGUAACUCGUAUCCAAAGGAGGAAGAUGAGGAGUUUGGCGGCGUGAUAUCUGUGUCUUUUUUAGGGGCACAGCCCCCUGCGGGGGGCGGGGGGCGACCAAAAAGACACAGGCAGUAGCUCAGAACGUAAAGCCCGCGGUC
Chara braunii is the source of this 1655-nucleotide messenger RNA. The record is from the annotation of a GenBank genome assembly. Lineage: Eukaryota; Viridiplantae; Streptophyta; Charophyceae; Charales; Characeae.